Molecule: messenger RNA, 1122 nt
Organism: Arabidopsis lyrata subsp. lyrata
Lineage: Eukaryota; Viridiplantae; Streptophyta; Magnoliopsida; Brassicales; Brassicaceae
Product: dual specificity protein phosphatase 12
Exons: 1
Coding region: 1-1122 (373 amino acids)
Biological process (GO): protein dephosphorylation
Molecular function (GO): protein tyrosine/serine/threonine phosphatase activity
Source: RefSeq, a predicted model, not a curated record
AUGCAGAAGCUUGAUCUAGUUAGGGAGAAUCUAUACCUAGGCGAUAUAUGCGCAGCUGCUGAGAUUCUCAAGAAUGGUAGCGCUGAGAUUUCACACCUUCUUACAGUGUUUCACUGCCCUUCUAUAUCUGUCUUUGAGGAAUGGCGCAACGUGAAACUAGACUCAAAACAAAUCAAGGAAAUGUAUGUUGGUGAUGAUGAUCAAGAUGACUCAUUACAAGGCAAAGAGUUUGCGACAGAGAGUGCUUUGCCAUCAGGCAAUCUUUUAUAUUCUCUUGAGCAUACUGGUAAAGAUCUCAAGUUUACAAGAAUGGUUGUGUUUGCUUACGAUCAAGAGUGGGAGAAUCUGCUUGAUUUAUUCGAUAUUUGUUUGGAUUUUAUCGAUGCUGGUCGAAAAGAGAAAGGUGUUUUAGUUCAUUGCUUUGCUGGACAAUCUCGGAGUGCUUCUAUGGUCAUUGCGUAUCUGAUGAGGACCGAAAAGCUUUCUCGGGAAGAAGCUUUAGCGUCAUUGAGACAAUCUGCUCAGGCUAGUCCAAAUCUUGGCUUCUUAAAACAGUUAGAUUUGUUUGAGAGAAUGAACUUCAAAGUCGACCGUUCCAGCGCUAUUUACAAGUACUUCCGUCUAAAAGCUUUAGGUUACUUAUAUAGCAAGGAUAAGAAAUUUGACAGAUUAAAGUUGCGAGCUGAUCCGGAUGUGUCGAAUGAUGAGAGUAGUGGUGGUAGUACGUAUCAUUGUAAGAAAUGCAGGAGGAUUUUGUUGUUUCAGGAGCACGUUAUUGAUCAUACUCCAGGUGAGGCUGACUCAGAGUUCGAUGACAUGUUCAAAAACAUGAUUGGAGAUGUUCACAACAAGAAUCCUGGUGAUCAGAACCAAUGUACUUCCAUAUUCGUAGAGCCUAUCAAUUGGAUGAACACAGUGGAAGAUGUUGUGUCGGAAGGGAAGUUGUUGUGCCCUACGUGUAAAGCUAAGGUUGGAAGCUUUGACUGGUCGGGAAGUUAUUGUAGCUGUGGAAGCAAGAUUGUUCCGGCGUUUCAACUUCAGAUGGGCCGCGUCGAUGUUAUCACUGUGAAAGAUGACGUGAAGAAAAGGAAGAAGAAUAAGCAUGAUAAGAAAAUAAUCUAA